GAUUAAAAAAAAAACAAAAACCAAAACCACAAAACCAUGGGUAGUUUUCAGACAUCCCUCUGACGGCCCAAAACCAGCUACUCUGUUACUCUGUUUUGUACUAUAUUUUACUCACCUCUUUGACUCUGAUAUAGAAACCAACUCACAACUUUUAAGGUUUGAAUAAUAUGAAACCCAACGGCUUCUCUGCGUUUGAUCCGAGAAUGCUAACCUUAGAAAUGCCGCAGAACCCACCAAACCCUCCGGUGCAGUUCCAGCAUCCACAUCCUUACUCCAACUCCAGCGAUCAGCAUCCACAUCAACAACCGUCAAAGCCCUCGUACCCUCACACCUCCAAAGCCAUACAACUCUCACCGUUAAGCGGCGGAGACGACGAAGACCGCGGGUCUGGUUCCGGGUCCGGGUGUCACUUAGAAGACAGCUCUGGAACCGACGGGAAGAGGAGAGUCUCUCAGUGGCAUCGUAUGAAAUGGACUGACACGAUGGUUCGGCUCCUGAUCAUGGCGGUCUUCUAUAUCGGCGACGAAGGUGGUGCAGUAAACGAUCAGGCCGAGGCAAAGAAAAAGACCGGCGGAGGAGGAGGGAUGUUGCAGAAGAAAGGGAAGUGGAAGUCGGUGUCGAGAGCCAUGGUGGAGAAAGGCUUCUCCGUUUCGCCGCAGCAGUGCGAGGACAAGUUCAACGACUUGAACAAGAGGUACAAGAGAGUCAACGACAUCCUCGGGAAAGGGACAGCGUGUCGUGUCGUGGAGAAUCAAGGCUUGCUCGAUACGAUGGAUCAUCAUCUCACUCCCAAGUUGAAAGAGGAGGUCAAGAAGCUGAUCAGCUCCAAACAUCUCUUCUUCAAGGAGAUGUGCGCUUACCACAACAGCUGCGGUAGCCAUCUCGAACAACCGAGUCUGGCUCCGAGUCAUCAUCACGUGGCGGAGGCAGAGUCUGACACGGAGGCGGAGGAUUCGGAGGAGGAGGAGACGAGCAAGAAGCGGAGGAGAGUGGAAGGAGUAUCUGUAGCCGUGAAGUGUAUGAGUGAGGAGACGGCGCGUGUGAUGGAUGAUCAGGGGAAGAGCGCGUGGGAGAAGAAGGAGUGGAUGAGGAGGAAGGCGUUGGAGCUUGAGGAGAGGAAGGUUGGGUGCGAGUGGGAGGCGGUGGAGAUGGAGAAGAAGAGAGUGAAGUGGAUGAGUUAUAGGAGCAAGAAAGAGAGUGAGAUGGAGAAGGCUAAGCUGGAGAAUCAGAGACGGAUGCUUGAGACGGAGAGGAUGGUUUUGAUUCUCAGGCGGAGGGAGAUUGAGUUGGCUGAGUUACAGUUGUUGGGUAAACGGUUUGACCCGAGUUCUGCAACUGGGUGAGCUGAUUAGUGUUAGUUACAGUUCUCUGGGAUGUUUAGGAUUCUCACAUUUUCGACAUAAUCAGCGGUGUCAUUUUUUAAUAUGUAAAGGCAAAACGUAUUUGAUUGAUUAAAGUAGUAAAGUCAGAGGAAAUGUAUCUAUCUCGCAUCAACAUGAAAAAGUAACAAACGCUUUAUCCUCUA
Raphanus sativus (radish) is the source of this 1525-nucleotide messenger RNA. RefSeq names its product trihelix transcription factor GT-3a-like. NCBI's taxonomy places the organism in Eukaryota, Viridiplantae, Streptophyta, Magnoliopsida, Brassicales, Brassicaceae. The record is from RefSeq and is a predicted model, not a curated record. The transcript has a single exon. Bases 168 to 1343 code for a protein of 391 amino acids.